AUGGCUAGCGUUUUGCUGGCCUCUUCUCCCACGACCGGAGCGCUGCGAUCGUCCUCACCCUUUCCGUUCCAAUACAAUCCUUCAAAAACCCCCCGUUAUCGAUCCUUCUCUGAAAACCCUAACCCUAAUUCAUGCCAAAUUACGAAGCUGCCACUCCUCCAGUCCUCAUCUUCUACCGCCUCAAGAAGGCUUGUAAAGGCUCAAGCUCAAGGAGACUACUCUGCAGAAGCGGCGGCAGCUUCCAUCUCUUUGCAGUCUGCUCAGCUCAGUGGCACCACAUGGUUCAAUCUGUCAGCUGUGCAGCUCGGUCUUGUGGUUAGUGGUUCGUUAUAUGGAGCUCUUGCUGGAUCACUUCUAGCUUAUCCUAUUGCGGAUUUUCUUGGAAGAAGAAGAGAACUGAUUGCGGCUGCUGCAUUGUAUAUUCUUGGUAGUUCAGUAACUGGAUAUGCUCCUAAUCUUGCGGUUCUCAUAGUUGGACGGCUUCUUUAUGGUAUUGGUAUAGGUCUGGCUAUGCAUGGUGCUCCUCUUUUUAUCGCCGAAACAUCUCCAUCUCAGAUACGUGGGACUUUAAUCUCACUAAAGGAGCUUUUCAUAGUACUCGGGAUACUGUUGGGCUACCUUGUUGGAAGUGUCGAGAUAAAUGCUAUUGGAGGAUGGCGUUUAAUGUAUGGUUUCAGUGUUCCUAUCGCAUUUUUGAUGGGUUUAGGCAUGUGGAAUUUGCCACCGUCUCCAAGAUGGUUACUUCUCAGAGCGGUGCAAGGCGAAGGUUCCUUGGUUGAAUAUAAAGAAAAAGCUGUUUCUGCACUUAGAAAAUUAAGGGGUCGCCCUGUAGGUGAUAAAGUAUCCGAGAAACAAGUGGAGGAUACUCUUAUCUCUCUGAAGGCUGCCUAUAAUGAACAAGAAUCCACAGGCAGCGUCUGGGAGGUGUUUGAAGGUGCAAGUUUGAAAGCCUUCAUAAUUGGAGGAGGAUUGGUCCUUUUCCAGCAGAUAACGGGGCAACCUAGUGUUCUUUAUUAUGCAGCUUCCAUUCUGCAGAGUGCAGGGUUUUCAGCUGCAUCUGAUGCUGCUAAGGUCGCAGUUGUCAUCGGGAUUUUUAAGUUGCUGAUGACUGGAGUAGCUGUUCUAAAGGUUGAUGAUGUUGGCAGACGACCCUUGUUGAUCGGAGGUGUGGGUGGAAUUGUCCUCUCCUUAUUCCUUCUUGCCGCUUACUAUAAAUUUCUUGGAGGUCUAUCUCUGAUUGCUGUAGGGGCUUUGCUUCUAUAUGUUGGUGCCUAUCAGGUAUCAUUUGGUCCGAUCAGCUGGUUAAUGGUAUCUGAGAUCUUUCCACUUCGCACAAGAGGGCGCGGUAUUAGUCUUGCAGUGCUGGUUAACUUUGGCUCAAAUGCAUUAGUAACCUUUGCAUUUUCGCCAUUGAAGGAACUACUGGGACCUGAUAACCUUUUUCUCCUUUUUGGUUCCAUAGCAUUGGUUUCACUUAUAUUUGUCCUCUUCUAUGUCCCAGAGACAAAAGGCUUAAGUUUGGAGGAAAUAGAAUCCAAACUCUUGAAAUGAUGCUGCCCAUCCGGCCUCUGCUAUUUGAAUCAAAAACACUUGGCCACAACUUGUAAAGGUCAUAGGUAAAUAUGUACUACAUCCCUUAAUUGUAAGAAUUACUAGUAAGAUUCAUUGAAUCCUCUCAAUGACACUGACUUACAUUUUCCCCAUGUUGUCAUGUUUGUUAUGGAAUUACUGUAUCAUUGACAGAGUUCCUAUCAUAUUCAUCGGUUAUUUUUAGCUAACAUUGCUAGUAGAUGAAGUUUAUUAGUUGGAGAUUA
Messenger RNA from Asparagus officinalis (garden asparagus), 1814 nucleotides. Its product is annotated as D-xylose-proton symporter-like 3, chloroplastic. Gene Ontology annotation, biological process: transmembrane transport. Gene Ontology annotation, molecular function: transmembrane transporter activity. The transcript has 12 exons. The record is from RefSeq and is a predicted model, not a curated record. NCBI's taxonomy places the organism in Eukaryota, Viridiplantae, Streptophyta, Magnoliopsida, Asparagales, Asparagaceae. Gene Ontology annotation, cellular component: membrane. The coding region runs from base 1 to 1551 and encodes 516 amino acids.